AAAAGUCAACCAAUAUAUUGUGGUCAUUUUUGAAUUUCAUUAAACUAGGGGGGUACUAUAAAUAGUCAUAUGCAGCAAAACGAAGUCAUUUCAAUUUUCUGUUUUCUUUUCCAAAUAAAAAUAACAAUAGCCAAACAACAAAGCAAUCGAGUAAAAGCAAAGCAAUUUCCAGAAUAAGAAUCUAUAUUUAUUCUUCAUUCAUUUUCAAGUGGUGUUAGUAAUUUUAUCACCACAAUUUGUUACACACACAUAUAUAUAUAUAUAUAAAAUUCUCUCUUUUUUUUUUUCUUUUAAUUUUUCGAUAUUUUGUUCAGAAAAAAUCGCCAUGGCCGAAGAAUUUCAGCUAGGUAGAGGAAAUUGGUGGGAAUCUACAUCUACAUCUACAAUAUCAUCAUCUUCUAGGAAUAAUAAGGUUAUCGAUAGUGGAAAUUCAUCAUGUACUACUCUGUCAGCAUCGAGUACUACUGUACUAAGUAGCAUGGGUAGCAACUUUGUUAAUUGGCCAUCAGAAAUUCAUGAGGAUAUUAAAGUAAGAUCAGAUAAUAGUUCUAUGGUUUUUCUUGGCACGGAUUCCCAGAAGCGUUACGCCUCUGAAUCAUCGGUUGCUGGUGGAGGUGGAGGCGGAGGCGUAGGACAAGGCGUUUUAUCUGUUGAUGAUCCUAAUUUACAAAUGAUGGGGUUAGGCUUAUCUUCUCAAGGACUUGAUUGGAAUCAACCUUUCUUGAGUGAAAAGUCUGGGAGUGAUUUUCGUUCUAUGCUUCAAGAAGGGUUGAGUUCAAAUGUAAAUUAUCAACAAGAAGGAUCAUGUCAUGAACAAGAUCAAAAUAAUUGGAGUACACAAAAAUUAUAUCAUGGGAAUUCUGAUGAUUCUUCAAUAAAUGAUUAUAAUAAACAAAUAUUGAACAGGGGUAUUUCAUUAGAUCAUCAAUCAUCAACAGUAUUUAGUGGUCAAAAUAAUCUUGAAAAUUCAGUACCUUAUGGAAGUCCAUCAAAUAUGUUACAAGGGUUAUUAAUUUCUGAUCAUAAUAGUCAGCAACAAGAAGCAAAUAAUUUUACUAGUGUUAGUAGAUCUUUAUAUUAUAAUCCUUCCUAUAAUAAUCCAUCAAAUUGUGAUAUGAAUAUUCCUCCUACAUCAAUUGAUGUAAUGUCUACUUCUUCAUCUUCUUCUUCUUGGUCUAAAUUUCCUCAAUUUCUCCGAACAUUGGAUCCUCCAAAAGUACAGCAGUGGCCACUACAACCGCCUCUGCUGCCUCAUGGUGGCACUCCGUUUUGGAGUGCCACAUCAGUAGCUUCCGCGGAUGACGUCCAUUCGGGUUUUGUCCCUUCUUUGCAUCCGCAGCUCCCCACCAACCCAACAGUUGAUGAGAAGCCAAAGCAUACAGGUGAAGUUAGGAGUACAAGCAUAAUAACAAAGAAAAAUAGCAGUGAAACAUCAAAUAAGAGACCAAGGAAUGAAGCAUCAUCUCCAUCGCCAGCUUUUAAGGUGAGGAAAGAGAAAAUGGGAGACAGAAUCACUGCACUUCAGCAAUUAGUCUCACCUUUUGGAAAGACUGAUACAGCUUCUGUGCUCUCGGAAGCAAUCGAGUACAUAAAGUUCCUGCAUGAGCAAGUUAAUGUUUUAAGCACCCCAUACAUGAAAAGUGGAGCUUCCAUGCAGCAUCAGCAGAGUGGUGAUAAAUCGAAUGUAAAUCAAGAAGAACGAAAACAAGAUCUUAGAAGUCGAGGAUUAUGUUUGGUCCCAGUUUCUAGCACCUUUCCAGUAACUCAUGAAACAACAGUUGAUUUUUGGACACCAACAUUUGGAGGAACAUUCAGAUAAUUCAACAGGUCAAUACACAACAACCCAACAACACACAUGUUACAUGAAUUGUUAGCCACUAGCUAGAGUCAUCCAACCCCCCUAGACGAAUUUAAGUUAUAUACACCAUCAGUAUAUAUAUUUUUUAUACCAUCGGGUCAUCAAUCCCUUUACGUGUUGUAGCAAGUAAUCUGUCUUGUUUUCUCAAAUUUACAAACGUCGUGUUGUAAGGAAGCUUGCAUGUAGACCUGAUAGUGUAAAUGAUUCUUUGUAUAUAUUGAAGGUGUAUAUAACUUAAAUUUUCUUAUAUGUCAAACCCUAGAAAAGUGGGUGAUGAAAAGAAAAUGAAAAAAGAGAAAAAAGAAUUCUUUUUUGGAAGGGCCACAUAUCUUAUAAUAGUACAAGUAUAUUGUUCCAGGUCCAAAGCAGGCUGAUAAUGAUGGAAAAAGAAAAAGAAAGAAAAAAGAAUGAUAAAAGAGAAGGAAAAAGAAAUUAAGGCUUUAAAAGAAAUGGACCAGCUCAGGCAAAAUGAUGCAACUUUGGCCAAUAUUUUUGGACCACUAUUUAUAUUAUGUAUCUAAUGUCUUUAUGUGACUAGCUAGGGGUAUAAAAAAAAUAUACUUAAUUUUUUUCUAA
This is a messenger RNA of Capsicum annuum, 2434 nucleotides long. Its product is annotated as transcription factor bHLH123. Gene Ontology annotation, biological process: regulation of transcription by RNA polymerase II. The record is from RefSeq and is a predicted model, not a curated record. Gene Ontology annotation, cellular component: nucleus. Gene Ontology annotation, molecular function: RNA polymerase II cis-regulatory region sequence-specific DNA binding; DNA-binding transcription factor activity, RNA polymerase II-specific; protein dimerization activity. NCBI's taxonomy places the organism in Eukaryota, Viridiplantae, Streptophyta, Magnoliopsida, Solanales, Solanaceae. The transcript is spliced from 7 exons. The coding region runs from base 326 to 1819 and encodes 497 amino acids.